Molecule: messenger RNA, 742 nt
Organism: Eucalyptus grandis
Lineage: Eukaryota; Viridiplantae; Streptophyta; Magnoliopsida; Myrtales; Myrtaceae
Product: protein NOI4
Exons: 3
Coding region: 141-371 (76 amino acids)
Source: RefSeq, a predicted model, not a curated record
UUAAGCUUCACAUGAUGAGGGGUCCGUUUUUUGGACCAACUCAUCACCCUCUCUCUUCCUUCUCUCUCUCUCUCUCUCUCUCUCUCUCUUGCUGAAGCUCGUCUUGUUCACCUCCCGGAAGCUCUCUCUCUCUAGGAUUCAUGUCGGAAAAGGGUCAGCCAUUACCAAAGUUUGGUGAAUGGGAUGUGAAUGACCCAGCUUCAGCGGAGGGGUUUACUGUCAUCUUUAACAAGGCAAGGGAUGAAAAAAAGACAGGUGGCAAGCCUGAAUCUCCAGCAAAGGCCAACCCUCAAGUCAAAAACUCUGUUGAUCCGAGCAAACCUCCAACAAAGAAAUGGUUUUGCUGCAUUCAGAGCCCAGCAGAAUCUUAACUAGGUUCUCUGGCGAGGAGCUUCCAAAAGAGACGCGCGUUGUUAGGCUAAAGCAGCCCCAGAAUGUUCACUUGAAGAAGAUACAAACAGUUUAGAGCCAUUGUUAUUCUUGCAGGAAUAGCUCCUCGUGGUGUAAAUGUGGGGUUUGUGGAGAUGAGUAAAAUAAUGACGCGUUAUGCUUACUAUAAUCUAUCAGCAGUAUGCUUCUCUCUCUGUCUCUGCCUAUGUCUCUCUCUCUCUCUCUCUCUCUCUCUCUCUUCCUCUGCUUAGUUCUAUUGUUAAUUUAUUAAUUGUCUGCUUUCUGUAUUUGUGAAUUGGAUCUAUCUGUGAAAUGUCUUCGCCUACUUUCAAUCUGGUUUAAUUUAUUGUUA